GGCAACCUCCGUCUCUCCUCUUCCCCUCUUUUCCUCGAUUCACCAUGACGACUUCUCUGAGGAAGAACCGCAAAAAGCGCGGCCACGUGAGCGCCGGCCAUGGCCGUAUCGGCAAGCACAGAAAGCAUCCCGGUGGUCGCGGUAACGCCGGAGGCAUGCACCACCACAGGAUCAUGAUGGACAAGUACCAUCCGGGUUACUUCGGCAAAGUCGGUAUGCGUUACUUCCACAAGUCCAUUAACAAGUUCCAUUGCCCACACAUCAACCUUAACGAGCUCUGGUCGCUGGUUCCCGCCGACGUUAAGGAGAAGGCCAGCGGUGCCGGAUCCGCUCCCGUGCUCGACGUGACCAAGUUCGGGUUCUUCAAGGUGCUCGGCGCCGGCGAGCUGCCAUCGCAGCCGUUGAUCGUGAAGGCGAAGCUGUUCAGCAAGCUGGCGGAGCGGCGGAUCAAGGAGGCCGGCGGUGCUGUCCAAUUGACGGCGUAA
Molecule: messenger RNA, 485 nt
Organism: Closterium sp. Naga37s-1
Lineage: Eukaryota; Viridiplantae; Streptophyta; Zygnematophyceae; Desmidiales; Closteriaceae
Source: the annotation of a GenBank genome assembly